CUUGUCCUACUAAUAAUCCCUCGCUAUUAUUAAUAGACAGGGACCCGUCCUUUGUCUUGUCAACAGCCAACACAGUCUUUCCUCUCACUUGAACUACAAAUGGAACCGGAACUGGCCGAGGACUCCGUCGCCGUCAUCGAAGUCGACGCCUCCGAAGACGACGCCGGAAGCGGCAAAGAUGAGGCGGCCAAAGGCGGAAAGGGUAAGAAGGGAAAGAGCAAAGUGAGGGGGCCUUGGUCUCCGGAAGAAGACAAGGUGCUGAGUCGGCUGGUGAGUAAGUUCGGGGCCAGGAAUUGGAGCUUGAUCGCCCGCGGAAUUUCCGGACGGUCCGGCAAGUCUUGCCGGCUCCGGUGGUGUAACCAGCUCGACCCCAUCCUUAAGCGCAAGCCCUUUUCUGAGGAGGAAGAUCAGAUGAUAAUUGCAGCCCACACAAUCCAUGGAAACAAAUGGGCUGCAAUCGCAAGGCUUUUACCAGGAAGAACAGAUAAUGCCAUAAAAAACCACUGGAACUCCACCCUACGUCGCCGGGAUCCAGACAGAAUGAAAUCAGAAUCAGGUAAUAUGGUUGAAGAUGUUAGCUUGGACAAAACAAUAGCAUCUUCUGAAGAAACACUCUCAAAUGGUGAUGUCAAUUCAUCUAAAUCUACGGAAGGAAAAGAAGUCAGUUCUCUAGAGUAUACAGAUGAUCAACAUGAAGACAAGGUGUCAACAGAUGGUCUGUAUGGUAAUGAAGCCAGAGAACCUUGUACUCUUUUUAGGCCAGUGGCACGUGUAAGUGCUUUUAGUGUAUAUAACCAUUUAGGUGGCCAGGAUCCUUCAUCAUCAUUGCAAAGGCCAAUUCCAGUUCAAGGACCUCUGGUUCAAGUAGCAAAACUAGAUGUUGGCAUUUGUAAAUUGGUCGAAGGAAUUUAUGGUGAGUGGUCGGUGCCUGAUCAGUGUGGUCAUGGCUGCUGUUGCACACAGAAUGGCAGGAAUACUGAAAACUCUUUGUUGGGGCCAGAUUUUGUGGAAUUCUCUGAGCCUCCCUGUUUUCCGAGUUUUGAAUUGGCUGCAAUUGCCACAGAUAUAAGUAACCUUGCUUGGCUUAAAAGUGGUUUGGAGAAUAGUAGUGCAAGGGUAACAGGUGAUGCAGCUGGUAGUAUACCCUCUCAUGCGUCUCAAGGGCAACUGGGGCAUUUUGAGGAGAGUCGAAUGAAUCAUCUUUUUCAUCAUGAAGAGAGAAAGGAUAGGUUAAUGAGCAUGAAGACUAAUGUGCUGUCAACCUAAGACUGGUACACAAAAUGAUUUCCUACAGUCUGAACUUGGGAACUCAGGCUGAGGUUCUCUCUUAAUUGAGUUUUACUGUUAACCAAGAAGUUCAGAUACUUGCUUCCCUGUCCGAAACUUGUUACUGCUCAGAGUCCAUUAUAAGGGAAGGCCUCUACUUUUUCUAUAGACACUUCUCACUAACCUUUGGUCUGGGUUCCUGAAUGUUGCACUCAUAAUAGCUGAUCCCUAAAUAAUAGACUACCUUCAUGCAGAGGCUGGAGGCAGAAUUCUGAUACAGAAGUAUGAUGCGCUGCUGGAAAUUCACAGCUUGACAUUUUAUAGUGAGAAAUGAAACUUUUUAAUUUGGGUAUAGUUCUCCUUGAUUCGAGAAAGAUAUAGUUUCACUUGUAGCUCAGUAGCUGCUGCAAGCUUCAGAAAUCUGUUUCAUUGUUCCAUUGUUUCUAUUUGUUGUGUAACCAUAUAAAUCUUGUUGGUCUAUAUUCAAAGUAGCUAUAUUACUUCGCA
Molecule: messenger RNA, 1773 nt
Organism: Rosa chinensis
Lineage: Eukaryota; Viridiplantae; Streptophyta; Magnoliopsida; Rosales; Rosaceae
Product: transcription factor MYB1
Exons: 2
Coding region: 100-1266 (388 amino acids)
Biological process (GO): regulation of DNA-templated transcription
Cellular component (GO): nucleus
Molecular function (GO): RNA polymerase II cis-regulatory region sequence-specific DNA binding; DNA-binding transcription factor activity, RNA polymerase II-specific
Source: RefSeq, a predicted model, not a curated record